AUGUCUGGAUUUGAUGUUUUCCAUGAGGUGGCGAACCGCCUCGCCGGUUCACCUUCCGUGGCUCUUGCAUUGUCAGUCGCAAUCAUCUUCCUCGUGAUCAGUUGCUUCCGACCAACCUCCAAUUCACCGCCGCGCCUCAAAGAGACCAUCCCAUUUAUCACUAAUACAAUACAAUACCUGACCAAUGCUGGUGUUUUCAUUGACAACGUGGCGGAGACUCUGAAUGCCACCGGGACCAACAUCGUCAAAUUCUACGUGGGUUUCAUGCCCGCUUACGUAGUGACUGGCACAAAGAAUGUUCAAUAUGUUCUCAAUUCGCCGGCGCUCCUGGACGGAAACUUCCUGCAGCUUAUCCUAAUGGAUAAGCACUGGGGCUUGUCCGAUCAUGAGAUUAGCAAGUUUGCCAAUGACAAGUCUGGGAGGUCCAAGGUCCCGGCGAAAGUGUUGGACACGCCCGAAGACCAACGGUACUGGCUGGGACACGACCGUCUAUACGUGGAGUAUCUCAGCAAUCGAAAACACUCCGAUGCGCUCGCCGAUUCGUUUUACACUUUGUUCGCAGAGCGAUUGGACAAGCAGUUCACUACGGAAUGGGCGACUGUUCAGUUGUUUGAUUUGCUGAAAGUAUCCAUGGCAGAGAGCGCCAUCAUUUCGCUCUUCGGGUCGAAGAUUAUCGACCUGAAUCCCGGUUUCGUCGAUUGUUACUGGGACUUUGACGACGUUGCUGGCACUCUAGCUUGGGGGCUGCCAAAAGUCUUUCAACGCAAGUCCAUCACGGCCAAGGACAAGCUCCACUCGAUGACAAGGAAGCACAUUGAUUCUGCGUGGGAGCACUUUCGAUGGGAUGGUCCAGAUGCAGAGUCCACCUGGGAGCCUCACUUUGGCUCAAGAUUGUCUCGCGAGACAGCGAAGUGGCUCCGUGAAGGGGGGUUCUCAAACCAAGCAGCCGCUGGUCACACCCUUGCAUCACUUUUCGGCCUCAACGGCAACACCGUUCCCGUGACGACGUGGGCAAUGAUCGAGGUGAUCAAGGACGCGUCCCUCUUUCAGGCCGUUCGGGACGAAUCGCUCAGCGCGUACACGACAGACCCAGUCACAGGGGAGCGUCGGAUUGAUGCGAAAAGGCUCAUCAAUCUUCCUCUCAUGCAAUCUCUCUACGUCGAAAUCAUGCGUCUCCACGUGUCCUUCAACGUAACGCGCAAAGCCACCCAGCCCUUGUGA
Colletotrichum spaethianum is the source of this 1221-nucleotide messenger RNA. RefSeq lists its product as uncharacterized. Gene Ontology annotation, molecular function: steroid hydroxylase activity; oxidoreductase activity, acting on paired donors, with incorporation or reduction of molecular oxygen; iron ion binding. The coding region runs from base 1 to 1221 and encodes 406 amino acids. NCBI's taxonomy places the organism in Eukaryota, Fungi, Ascomycota, Sordariomycetes, Glomerellales, Glomerellaceae. The transcript is spliced from 3 exons. The record is from RefSeq and is a predicted model, not a curated record.